GCUGGAGCUGUAGUGGAGGAAAAUGGAGCUUGGAGAUCUCCUGGUUUUUGCUUCCGCAGAAAUGAAUAGCACAACUGUCACCUUGGCUUUGCUAGUGGUCUUUCUGGUUCUACUGUACUGGUAUUCCACCUCUGCAUUCUCUAGACUAGCCAAAGUAGGGAUCCGACAUCCUCCACCUCUUCCUUUCAUUGGGAAUCUGCUCUUUUUUCAAGAGGGCUUUUGGGAAAGCCACACAAAACUCAUAACGGAGUACGGACCUGUUUGUGGGUACUACAUUGGUCGCCAGAUGUUUGUGGUGGUCUCCACGCCAGAGAUGAUCAAGCAUAUCUUAGUGACAGACUUCAAUAACUUCACCAACAGAACUAAGCCAAACCUGAUUUCGAAGCCAAUGCUCGACAGCAUCCUUUGUCUUCGUGAUGACAGAUGGAAGUACGUCCGGAGCCUGCUGACCCCAGCCUUCAGCGAUACCAAACUGAGAGAGAUGAUACCGCUAAUAAACCAGGCCUGUGAUGUCCUGCUGAGUAACUUGAAAGUCUACGCAGAUUCUGGCAAAGCUUUUGAUAUCCAGAGGUGUUACAAGUGCUUUACCUUGGAUGUUGUUGGUAGCGUGGCUUUUGGUACUCAAGUGGACUCACAGAAGAAUCCUGAUGAUCCCUUUGUUAAGAAUUGCAGAACAUUCUUUGAAAUGUCUUUGUUUAAACCUCUCCUAAUUCUAAUCCUUUCUUUCCCAUUCAUAAUGAUCCCAUUGCUCCGGAUUUUGCCAAACAAGAAACAAAAGGAACUGAAUGAAUUUUUUAUCCAAACCAUAAAGAAUGCAAUUAUCUUCAGAGACCAGCAAGAUGCAGCUGAGAGACGCAGGGAUUUUCUCCAGUGGAUGCUGGACUCCCGCAACUCUGCUGCUUCCCUAGGAGCUGAGUGUUUUGACGUGAUCAGCCCAGCCACUGCCUCCAGCCACCACGAGGCAUCUGUUGCGGGCAAGUCCCCAUCUGAGAAGGUUCAGAAGACAUUAACGGAGGACGAGAUCGCAGGCCAAGCUUUUCUCUUCCUGAUUGCUGGCUACGAGACCACCACUAGUGCACUGUCCUUUGCCACUUACUUGCUAGCCACCAACCCAGAGUGCCAGGAGAAGGUACUUCAGGAGGUUGACAACUUCUCAGCAAAGCACAUUGUCCCUGACUAUCAAAAUGUACAAGAACUCCCUUAUCUGGACAUGGUGAUUGCAGAGACAUUGCGCAUGUAUCCACCUGCAUUCAGGUUUACUCGGGAAGCAGCUAAAGACUGCGUAGUGCUGGGGCAGCGUAUCCCAGCUGGGACUGUCAUUGAAACUGCAGUGGGACAUCUCCACUAUAACCCUGACUUCUGGCCAGAACCUGAGAAGUUCCUUCCUGAGAGGUUUACAGAGGAGGCCAAGAAGGAACGACAUCCCUUUGUGUACCUGCCUUUUGGGGCAGGACCCCGUGGCUGCAUUGGCAUGAGGAUGGGUUUGCUGGAGACAAAAAUGACUCUGCUGAGGAUUUUGCAGAAGUUUCGAUUUAAGACCUGCCCACACACUGAGAUUCCUUUGCAGCUGAAAUCAAAAGCUACCCUUGGACCAAAAAAUGGCGUCUACAUUCAGCUAGAAUCUCGCUAAAAGAAAAUGUGCUUUCUGAAACUUCCCAGGAGGAGAGCCUUCUGUCAGUGACUCACUGGGUGUAAUGUUUUCCAAAACCCCAAAGACAG
This is a messenger RNA of Struthio camelus australis, 1719 nucleotides long. Lineage: Eukaryota; Metazoa; Chordata; Aves; Struthioniformes; Struthionidae. The record is from RefSeq and is a predicted model, not a curated record.